UUGAAAAUGGUGGAAUCAAAGAAGCAGAACAAGAAGUUGUCUGCUUACUGGUGGUGGAAUGAAAGUCAAAACAAUAGUAGCAGUAUCACAAGAAAGUCAACAUGGCUGCAAUCUGCACUUUUGGACUUAGAUGAAAAGACAGAAUCAAUGCUCAAGUUGAUUGAAGACGACGCAGACUCGUUUGCAAAACGUGCAGAGAUGUAUUACAAGAAACGACCCGAGCUUAUUAGCAUUAUAGAGGAUUUUUACAGAACCCAUCGUUCUUUGGCUCUACGUUAUGACCAAGCCACUAAAUUUGAGUCCAGUACUCGUGUUUCAACUCAAAACCAAACCACUUAUCAUCCAAAGACGACAGAUGUUGAUAAAUGCUAUGACACAUAUUCUGAGUCAAGUGACUUUGACCAUCAUAAUCAAGAGUCUGGUGAAUCAGAGAUCGACGAUCAUCAAAUUCAGGAGGAAGAUGUGACUUUAAGUGAAUUGAACAAUGAAGAAGUUAUAAAACUUAGACAAGAAAUCGAUAGACUGAAAGAAGAAAACAAGGCUCAAAAGGAAAAGCUGCUUGAGAAAGAUGAGGCAAAAAGAGAAGCAAUAAGACAAUUGAGUGUAAGUAUAGAUAUUCUCAAGCAAGAAAAUUUGUAUCUUAAGAAGAGAGUUGCUAAAUAGAUAGGAUUGUUACUGA
Erigeron canadensis is the source of this 679-nucleotide messenger RNA. RefSeq names its product protein NETWORKED 3A-like. The record is from RefSeq and is a predicted model, not a curated record. Gene Ontology annotation, molecular function: actin binding. NCBI's taxonomy places the organism in Eukaryota, Viridiplantae, Streptophyta, Magnoliopsida, Asterales, Asteraceae. Bases 7 to 663 code for a protein of 218 amino acids. The transcript has 2 exons. Gene Ontology annotation, cellular component: vacuolar membrane.